Messenger RNA from Camelina sativa (false flax), 3861 nucleotides. RefSeq lists its product as uncharacterized. Lineage: Eukaryota; Viridiplantae; Streptophyta; Magnoliopsida; Brassicales; Brassicaceae. The record is from RefSeq and is a predicted model, not a curated record.
AUGACAGGGUCAGGAAAAGGCAAACCAGUAGACGAAGAAAUUGUUGGUAUCUUGGUAGCGAUGCUUGAUAAUAUCAACGAACUGGCUAAGGUUUUUCGGAAAGCUAGAGACAGAUAUGAAGAUGGAGAUUGCAGUGAAUUCAAUAUCAAAUUGGUCAACCAAGCAAAGAGAGGAAAGCAAUUUGACUUACCUACUACUGAUGAGAUCGCGGGUCUGAUAGUUGGAGAUUUUAGUACAGCUACUUCUGGUCGUGAUGUUAUCCUUCAAUUUAAAUCUUCUGAACUACAAAGGAUAAGUGAUCUUCAUCCUCUAUAUAUGAGUCUGCAGUACCCUUUACUCUUUCCAUAUGGUGACGCUGGAUAUCAUGAGGAAAUCCCAUAUGAGUCAUCAGCAGAGAGCCAAGUUAAGCGGUCUUACAUGACCAUGAGAGAAUACUAUGCUUACCAGAUUCAAACACGCUUAUCUGAAGGUAUGACAAUUAUCAAGGGAGGAAGAUUAUUCCAUCAGUACAUCGUCGAUGCUUACACAGCCACUGAACAAGAAAGACUUCGUUAUAUUGCUUUAAAUCAGAAAAAAUUGCGAGCUGAUUUGUAUAACAAUGUGUACGAUGCUGUUGAAAGAGGAGAAACAGAUGCUAAGCGGAUUGGAAGACGAAUCAUAUUGCCCUCAAGUUUCACUGCAGGACCACGGUAUAUGGUGGAGAAGUACCAUGAUGCAAUGGCUAUAUGUAGAUGGUUUGGAAAUCCUGACUUAUUUAUCACCUUCACAGCAAACCCUAAUUGGCCAGAGCUAACAGAACAUCUACAAACAUAUACUACCGAAGGAUCAAAUUCAAGACCUGAUUUGCAAUCAAGAGUUUUCAAAAAAAAACUAGAUGAGAUGCUCAAUGAUUUUAACAAUGGAGUCUUCUUCCCUGUUCCUGUGGCAGUAGUGUACACCAUAGAGUUUCAAAAACGAGGCCUUCCACAUGCACACAUCCUACUCUGGCUAGGAGGCAAUAUGAAAAACCCAGAGCCAGCUAUAAUUGACAGUUUCAUUUCAGCUGAAUUACCAGAUAAGGAAAUAGAUAAGGAAGGCUUCGAACUGGUAGAGCAGCAUAUGAUACAUGGGCCUUGUGGUUUAGAUAGACCGUAUUCACCAUGCAUGGAGAAUGGAAUUUGCACCAAGAAGUACCCACGAACGUUUGUGGACAACACUACCAUUGACAAAUCUGGGUACGUUGUAUACCGGCGCCGUAACGAUGACUCCAAAUUUGUCAUCAAAGGUCUCACAAGAUUGGACAAUCGUAAUGUUGUACCGCACAACCUCAACCUGCUGAAAAAGUAUAUGGCCCAUAUCAAUGUGGAGUGGUGUUGUAAAACAAGUGCUGUUAAGUAUCUCUUCAAAUAUAUAACUAAAGGUGUUGACAAAGCAACAUUUGUUAUUGUGAGACCCAGCAAAGGGAAAAAAAAAAAAGGCUUGAACAAAGAAGAGGCACAACCUGUUGAUGAAAUCAGUGAAUACCUAGAUUGUCGCUAUGUCUCUGCAUGCGAAGCAGUGUGGAGAAUAUUUGCCUUCCACAUCCAUUACCACAAGCCUGCAGUGAUACGCUUACAUAUUCAUCUUCAAGAUCAGCACAGACUCCUAUUCGACCAGCUGCAACGAUUGGAGAGCAUCAUUAGUAGAGAAGAUGUCGAAAAAACAAUGCUCACUGAAUGGAUGGCCACAAACCAAAGAGAGAUAGAUUCACCCGAUGUUGGAUACAAUUCAGACAUAAAGGCAUAUGAUCUCACAUAUAUGGAAUUCCCAAAGUAUUAUGUAUGGAACACUACAAAGACCUGGACAAGGAGGAAACAAGGUUUUGCUAUUGGGAGGAUUGUACAUAUCCACCCAUCAGCUGGUGAUUUGUUCUAUCUCAGAGUACUAUUGAAUAUUGUGAAAGGUGCCACAUGUUUUGAUGACAUUAAGACAGUUGCUGGAGUUAUAUAUGGUUCAAAUAAAGAAGCCUGCUACAUAAGAGGACUACUAGAUGAUGACAAAGAGUGGCAUGAUGUUCUGAAAGAGGUCGCACAAUGGGCAUCAGCGUAUCAAAUCAGGUAUCUUUUUGUCACACUUCUCCUCUACUGUGAAGUAGCUAACCCUCGAGAACUUUGGAACAAAAACUGGAAAUACCUAGCAGAAGAUGUCCAACAUAACCGUAGGAAGGUCUUCCACUUCACACACCUAAACCUAAACGAAGAAGAGUUGGAGCAAUAUGCUUUGAUUGAAAUUGAGGAGCUAUUAAUGGAGAAUGACAAGUCUCUCACUCAUUUCCAAGAUAUGCCUGUGCCUGAUAAGGCAAUCCUUCAAAAAAUCAGCCAACGUUGUUUCACAGAAGACCUGCAAGUUGAUAUUGACAAAGAGAAGAUUGAUCAUGGCAGAUUAUUCCCAACUUUGAAUGAAGAUCAAAGAAAAAUUUACGAUGCAGUUCUGAAUUCGGUUCAAGAUAACGCAGGGAGACUAUUUUUCUUACAAGGACUAGGAGGCACUGGGAAAACAUACCUCUACAAAACAAUUAUAGCCAAGAUACGGUCAAUAAGCAAGAUUGUUAUCCCUGUCGCAUCUGCUGGAAUUGCCGCACUACUAUUGCCCGGCGGAAGAACGGCUCAUUCACGUUUCAAAAUUCCAAUCAACCUCCACGAAGGGUCAACUUGUGAUAUCAAGCCUGGAACAAUGCUAGCUACCUUAAUUACAAAGGCAGAGUUAAUAAUAUGGGAUGAGGCCCCCAUGGCACAUAAACACGCCUUUGAAGCCGUUGAUCGCACAAUCAGAGAUCUGAUGGCAUUAGACGAUGAAACAGCAUUAAACAAGCCGUUUGGUGGAAAAACAGUUCUACUAGGAGGAGAUUUCAGACAGAUUUUACCUGUGGUACCCCAAGGGAGUCGCCAGGACACCGUACAAGCUUCUUUAAAUCGAUCUCAUCUUUGGUCUGCCUGCCAAAUUUACAAACUCACAAUAAACAUGAGGCUAAACAAGUCUGAUGCCGCUUUUGCAGCUUGGAUUUUAAAAGUGGGAGAUGGAAACUCUAUGUCCGCAACCACAAACCCUGAAGAUCAUAGUGACGGUUGUAGGAUAGCAAUUGAAGAAUGUUUAAUGUUACCACCCGCGGGGAACCAACUUGAAGCGAUUUCAACUGCUGCAUAUCCAGGGUUCUGUAGAUCGUUCAAGGAAGCCAACUACUUAACUGAGAGAGCAAUUCUAACUCCUCGAAAUGAGACAGUCCGUGAAAUCAAUGAAUACCAGCUAUCCAAGGUGGCAGGUGACACCAAGGAAUAUUUAAGCGCAGAUUCUCUUCAAACAGAGGUGGCACCAGGUGGAGACUUGAGUAACUUAUACACAGUCGAGUACUUAAACUCUCUAGAGUUUCCCGGCCUACCAAACCAUCAGAUCCGCUUGAAAGUAGGCGUCCCAGUUAUGCUCCUGCGAAAUCUUAACCAAAAGAAAGGGUUAUGCAAUGGUACACGUCUAAUUGUCACCAGACUUGGUCUAAGAAUAAUAGAGGCGGAGAUCCUCACAGGAACUCAUGUUGGUGAGAGAGUACUAAUCCCAAGGAUUGUUCUGUCUCCAAAUGACACCAAACAUCCUUUCACUUUACGUAGGAAGCAGUUCCCAAUAAGAGUGUGCUAUGCAAUGACUAUUAACAAAAGUCAAGGCCAAAGUUUGAAGCAAGUCGCUCUUUACUUACCACAAUCAGUAUUCACACACGGCCAGUUGUACGUCGCUCUUUCCCAUGUAACCUCUAAUACUGGAUUGAAAAUCCUAGAUGCAACAGCAGAGAAGAAUGGAACUGGAGGGGUCAUGAAUAUAGUCUACAAAGAAGUCUUCAAUAACAUAAACACUUAA